Messenger RNA from Paramecium tetraurelia, 1697 nucleotides. RefSeq lists its product as uncharacterized. The record is from RefSeq and is a predicted model, not a curated record. The transcript is spliced from 5 exons. Lineage: Eukaryota; Ciliophora; Oligohymenophorea; Peniculida; Parameciidae.
AUAUAAUACCAAGCAUGCUAAAAAAAUUGAAAUAACAAACUAAGGAUGCUUAUAAUAAACAUUUUGGAUAGGAUAAAUACAAAGAAAUGAAAGACGAAGAGUUCAAUAAAAAUUAAGAUUUUUCAAAGUCACCACUAAGUCUUCCAAAUUAAAUCAAGUCAGAUGAAUAAUAGGAUAAGAGUGAUUAAUCUAAUUAAAAUCAAAAUUUUGAUAAAAAUUUUUCUGAUGUUCCUCAAUUAGAUUUUAACAAGGCCAUAAUACCAGAAGAACUGAUUUAACAAAUGCAAGAAUAAUAAAUUCAACAGAUAGCUGAAGAGUAGGCUAAUAAAAAAUAUACUAAAAAAAAAUAAAAUGACGACCUUCCAGAUUUUCUCAAUUAGAAAAUAUGUUUAGAUGAAAAUGGUGAUAACUAUUACGAAGUGGCAGCCAAAAAGGCUAAAGAAUAGAACAGUACGUUGUUUUAAUUGAAAACAUAUGUAGCAACAUAAGCUACUACUGCAUAAAACUCAGUGAAAAAAUAAUUAAAAAAAUUGGACACUCAUAUAAAAAAUAAAAUACUUGAAAAAAAAUCACAUAUCAAUCUUUGGAUUGCAGGAUAAGUUGAUGCAUAGGUUGUCAGUCUGAUGAGCAGCAUUGAACCGAAAAUAACUGAUAGUGUCUAGAAAUCUGUCCCUUAUGAUUUUAUGCAAGGUUUUGCGUAAGAUACUGCAACCAACUUAUGGAAGGAUUUCACUGAUUUAAUCAGAUUGGAACUUAGGGCCAAGUUGGAGAAAAAAUAAGUAGAAAUCAGAAAGAAGGAUACAAAAGGAGUGAUUUAACAUGUCAGAAAUUUUAUACUCUAUUCUCUUUAUCCUGCCGAUCUCUCUAAUCGUGAUCACAUGAGGAGGAUUUCAUAUCAAUUUAUGAAAUUUUGUUAAUUACUUCCAUAUAUGGGAAUUCAACCACUGAUGUUUAGCAUCAUUCUGCUUUGUAUUAAUAAAGAUGAAGAAUUCUAAUUAGUCAAUUAUAUAGCUGAUUAUAAAUCUUUGCAAUUUAUUACUAAUGGAUUAUUUCCAUGCUUUCUGGCCUAUUUUCAUUAUUUAUUUUUUGAUUGUGGACCUGGUAAUCAUCAUUAAGUGUAUAUCCUUAUGUUUACUUUAUCCAUUUAAGUAUUAACUGUAUGGAUAGCCUAUCUCUUAUUAAACAGAUCUUAUUCUAGAGGAGCCAUUUUAAAAGAAUAAUUAACAAUUACUUAAGAUACAAAAGGAGGUAGACUAAAAUACUUUCUAAUCUAUGAUUUAGUUUGUUUGAUUAUUUCCUUAAUAAUGUCAGCAUUCUUAUAUUUUUAUAAAAUAAAAGAUAGUCCUACCUAGUCAUUUGGGGAUUUGUUAUUUUUUACAAGAACUGUUUAUGCCUUACUAAGUAUUCCCUUUGUUUGUUUUAUAUUCCCCUUUUUUGUUAAAAUGCUAACAAAUGCUAUUCCAACAGGAUAUGACAAAUAUGGAAAUUGUAUUCCAUCAUUGAGCACAAUACAACUGUCAUACAAGGAGACUAAAUUAAGAAGAUAAACAAUGAUAGAUAUUGAAGAGAUUCUGGAGAGGGAUUUGCUGGAUAAAAAUGAGGGUGAAGAUAAAAAACAAGAAGAUUAAAAUAAUGAAGAGAAUGUAAAUGGUAAAAGGAUAAAGUAGAAAAAGGAGAUGCAGAAAACAAUUGGAUGA